Messenger RNA from Syzygium oleosum, 623 nucleotides. Its product is annotated as E3 ubiquitin-protein ligase ATL41-like. Lineage: Eukaryota; Viridiplantae; Streptophyta; Magnoliopsida; Myrtales; Myrtaceae. Bases 40 to 525 code for a protein of 161 amino acids. The record is from RefSeq and is a predicted model, not a curated record. The transcript has a single exon. Gene Ontology annotation, biological process: protein ubiquitination.
CUGCCGCCCCCGCCCCCACCGUUGAAGUCCAAUUUGCCGAUGCUGUACUAUGGGCUAGUCGUGGUGGGGACGGCUGCCCUCGUGCUGGCCUUGUACAACCUCAUCAUCAUCAAGUGGUGCACCAGCCGCUACCAGUCCGGCCGGAGGGCCGAGCGGUUCGUUGAGUUCGCGGCGGCGAGCCGGAGCUUCGAAAACCCUAACCGGAACCUGUUGUCGAGCUUCAAGUACAAGAAGGAUGCAGCGGCGGCGGCUCAGGAACCCGGGAGCGAGUAUGAGUGCGCGGUCUGCUUAUCGGUCUUUGAGGAGGGCGAGGAAGUGAGGCAAUUGCCGCGGUGUAAGCAUUCGUUUCAUGUGUCGUGCAUUGAUAUGUGGUUGUACUCUCACUCCGAUUGCCCGCUCUGCCGCUCGCCGGCGCACCCGCUGUCGCUACGGCCCCGGUUGCAGCCGCUGCCGCCGCUGCUGCCGCCGGAGAGCGCGCCGGAGAAUUCCCGGGAGGGGCUGUUGGAGUCGGGCGUGUCAGUUUGAGGUCCUUGUAUUUUUGUAGGUUUUGUUGUUUCUUUCCAUUGUAGAAAAUGAAAUUUUUGUUCUUUUUCACUCAAUGAAUGAUAAAACGUUGUUGAUAU